Molecule: messenger RNA, 1977 nt
Organism: Pundamilia nyererei
Lineage: Eukaryota; Metazoa; Chordata; Actinopteri; Cichliformes; Cichlidae
Gene: msrb3
Product: methionine sulfoxide reductase B3
Exons: 6
Coding region: 248-844 (198 amino acids)
Biological process (GO): protein repair; response to oxidative stress
Cellular component (GO): cytoplasm
Molecular function (GO): peptide-methionine (R)-S-oxide reductase activity
Source: RefSeq, a predicted model, not a curated record
GUGAUAGAGAGACAUGGAUCAGCUCCUGCAGCCACGAAACAGCUGUUUCAACAAGAAUUCAUAGUAAAUAGUUAAAUGCAGCCAUGCUGGUGUUCAGCAGUAUUUACCCACAGAACUUACCUCAAAACAGUUUAACUUAUGAAUCACAGCCAGUAGAUCCCAUUCAUACAUGUUUUCUGGGGUUAAUAAAAUAAUCCAAAUAUGAUAGUCCUCUUUUCUCUCUCUCUCUGUCUUCAGUGUGACUGUUAUGGCUGUCCUCGUCAGACGUGGCCUUUUUGUGGCCCUGCAUCAUGCCCUCGGGCAGGGUAGCAGCUCAGUCUGCCACCCUGCAUUGCCUGCUGCUCGUCUAGGAGCAUGUAGGACUAAAAGGACAUGGCCUCUGAGGUUCACACAGGAGGAGCUGAGACAGCGCCUCACACCAAUGCAGUACCAUGUGACCCAGGAAAGAGGAACUGAGAGCGCCUUCAGUGGAGAGUUCACGUAUCAAACAGAUGAAGGGACCUACGCCUGUGUCGUCUGUGGGUCGGCCCUGUUCAGUUCCAACUCUAAAUUUGACUCCGGAUCAGGUUGGCCAUCCUUCAGCGACCUCAUGAAGGAGGAAUCCAUUACUAAGGCUGAUGACUUCUCCUAUGGGAUGCACAGAGUAGAGGCUACUUGCAGUCAGUGUGGAGCUCAUCUGGGACACCUGUUUGACGACGGUCCGAGACCCACAGGGAAGCGAUACUGCAUCAAUUCUGCCUCACUGGCGUUUCAGCCUAAAGACACCGCGCCCUCUGCCUCCAGGGGUGAAGCUGAGGGUGGAGCUGCCAGUAGCUCUGCGAGCGAUGAGAAGACUGAGCUGUAAAGAAAAACAGAGGAAAGAAGAAGAAAGCCCCUGAGAUUAGUUCUAUUCUGACUUACUGUGUAAGAAACAGGUGAUUAUGAGGUGAUGUUCAGGAUUCAGCCACUGACCAAAUAUUCUCUGUGAACAGUCAUGCAAGAAGGAAGUUGUGUAUUUCUUUUUGAGCUGCAGAUAAGGAAAAGAUUAGAGGAAAAAUAAGCUGUUUUCAAUCAUUUAAUGAUGCGCACAGGAACACACUUCAUUUAAAGUUCUUGUUACUCUCACUUAUUAAAAUUUGGUUAAUGGAUUGACUUUGGAUUUUAAAAACAAACUGCUGUCGUCUCGUUCUGUCACACCAACCCUCUGCAUGUCCUCCUCUACAUUCAUCAAUCUUCACUCUGGUCUUCCUCUUUGCCUCCUGCCUGCACCGUCCCUCCUCUGCAAAUGUCCUGCCCAUGUUAUCCUGCCCAUCCAGGAAGAAAACCCAGCAUUUAUUCCUCGUGUCUUUAGCACAUACCUCCACCUUUGUGGGGGCUCACCUGCCGGCUCCCUACUCUCAGUACAGAUCCCAACUAUUGCAGUCAUGGAGACUUCUGUCUGACCUCAUCUGUCCACCUCCGUCCCCUGCAAACGAGGACGGGCUCACAGCCCUGAUAUAAUCUCACCCCCACCAUGAACCUGUCUUACCUGACCCCAGGUGCCUUGCUAUCCUCAUGCACUUCCUCUCUCGUGCGUUCUCUAGAUCUUUCUGACCUUCUUUGUAUUUUUUCAUCAACACUGUGGCGCUGCUCUGCUGCUCACUGAUUGUUCCUGGAUUCAAAAACUUGUCCCUACAUGUUCAUGGUAUGGCUGAUCAGCUUCAUCCACCCAAAACCUUUCAUUUCCUGUGUCUGUAUUUGGAUUGUGUCUGCAGAAUUAAACAUGAUCUGGUUUGUAGGCAUGCACACACAAACAUGUAGACAUUGUUAUAUCGUCACUUUGAAAUGAUUAGAUUUUAUGACCAUAUAUUUUUGAAGACGUGGUUGCACACUUAUAUUUUAUUAAUGAUAUAUACACUUGCUCCUUCUUUAGCUCUACCUUGAGAAAUAUUUGCAGUUUUUGGUCACAGUGUGAAUUAAAAUAGUUAACUGGUGAAUAAAAACUAUCCAACACUAUGA